Molecule: messenger RNA, 1629 nt
Organism: Chaetomium globosum CBS 148.51
Lineage: Eukaryota; Fungi; Ascomycota; Sordariomycetes; Sordariales; Chaetomiaceae
Exons: 2
Coding region: 1-1629 (542 amino acids)
Cellular component (GO): Set1C/COMPASS complex
Molecular function (GO): protein binding; transcription cis-regulatory region binding
Source: RefSeq, a predicted model, not a curated record
AUGGCCUCAGAGGCAGCCUCUCCCCAACGGGAGGCUACGCCAUCGGUCUUCCCCUCCUCUCUCCCCCAGAAGCGCUCCCUCGAAGAUGACCACAGCCCGGCCGUAUCGUCACCGUUGAAUCCAGAACCGAAAGCUCAGAAAGCCCAGGUGCAGAUUGACGACAGCCAAGUCAUGGCGCGCGAAAAACGAACGAAGAAAGAGUCUCUCAAGAAGAGGGAAUCCAAAGGCGCCCCCGAGAGUGCUAGAGCGACACCUGAUCCGAAGCUGCGAGAAGCUCCCGGCGAGUUGGCGCCCAACCGAUACAAGCUCGCCCACCCCAAACCGACCGAUUUCGAGCUAUCCAAGGGUCCCGUGUUUCAGAGUCACCAUGAAGUACAGGACUCCGAGGGGAGGACAAUCGAGUUCGUGGAGACGAUGGAUCACGUUUACAACAAGAAAAACUUCCACUACACCCACUGCAUCGCCGACCCCGCCUUCCCCUCCAUGUUCUACUACAGAAAUACCGAACCGCCGCCUUUCGGCGCCCACAUAGCCUUCGAGGAUGCCGCAUCACACAUGUUUUUCACACGAGAUGGAAUGCAUGUCACCUCAGACAAAGGUUUCCGUAUGACGCGCGCGAACGUCGCCGUCCGGGAAGGACGAUGGUACUGGGAGUGCAAGGUUACCCGGGGCAUCUUGAAGGAGCGAAAGGAGGGCGACCCGAUAUCACACGGCCAUGUUCGGGUGGGGUUUGCGAGGAGGGAAGCAUCGCUGGAUGCGCCGGUCGGGUUCGAUGCAUACAGCUACGGCAUUAGGGAUGCGGCGGGGCAGAAAGUACACAUGUCACGACCAAAGGACUUCUUUCCGGCGGGUGAGGACAUCAAGGAAGGGGACGUGAUCGGGAUGGAGAUCCAACUACCGUCGGAGCGCCUGCAGCGAAAAAUCGUCCAAGGCCAAUACAACCCGGCCAUCGACCUUGCGGAUGAGGAGUCUGAGCAUGCCCCGGAAGCGCCAAACAUCAUCCGCGACCGCAUCCCGAUUCGGUUCAAAGCACACAUUUACUUCGAGAAGAUCGACUACCACACGACUAAGGAGCUUGAGGAUUUGAUGAACCCAUCCCCAAUGGGACCAGGGCACAGCCACCAGGGACCGAACCCGAACCACCCGGUCCCGGCACUGCGCACGCUCCCAAAUUCGUGCGUCAAAGUUUACAAGAAUGGCGUGUUUAUGGGAACGCCAUGGACGGAUCUGCUGGCGUUUCUUCCGCCGGCUUCGAGACAGGCGCAGCAGACGGGCGGGCGAGAGGCGCUCGAUGACGGGACAUUGGGCUACUAUCCGGCCGUGAGCGUCUUUCGGGGCGGUGCGGUUGAGACGAACUUCGGGCCUGACUUCUGGUACCCGCCGCCGCCCGAGGACACAGAGAUGGGGGAUGUUGAUGGGCCGUUGCCAAAGAAAAUCGAGAAGAUACGAGCGGUCAGUGAGCGCUACGAUGACCAGAUCGUCGAAGAUAUUGUUUACGACAUCGUAGACGAAGUCGGGUUCUGGAUGCAAGACGGCCAGAAGGUCAUUGACCGAUCGGUCCGGGACGAAAAGGCCGAGGCAGUGGCGCCAGGGAGGGACGAGAUUAAAGAGCUAGUCCAGGACGACUAA